AUGCUGAUGGCUUGCAGGGUCAUAAACAAAAGGAGGCACAUAGGACUUCAACAACUUUCAUCAUUUGCGGAAACAGGAAGAACUUUCCUAGGUCCGGUAAAAUCAUCCAAAUUUAUUAUAGAUGAAGAAUGUCAUGAAAGUGUGUUAAUCAGUUUAACAGUAAGGCUUCUUGAAAGUUAGGAUUUAACCAGUGCAGUGGGGCAGCUUCUCAGUGAAGCAAUUCAAGCACAAUAUAACAUAUACAGAACUGGAACCAGUACUCUUUUGUUUCUUGUUGGUGCAUGGAGCAGUGCUGUUGAAGAAUGUCUUCAUCUGGGUGUCCCCAUUUCGAUAAUAGUGCCAAUGAUGUCAGAGGGCUUGAACUCUUGCAGUGAAGAGGUGGUUUCCCUUCAAGUGCCUAUCCACAACAUAUUUGGCCAUCUGGACAACACGAAGACAUUUUCUGGACUUGAAACAUUUCGUGUCAGUUUGUGUCCUCUUCUACAAGUCCCUUCAGAUACUGGUUUGACAUAGGAAGAGCAUGAUCUCAAAGAUGUUGUUUCUCAAUCAUUGACCAUUUACAGUCUUUCUGGGAGACCUGUUAAAUCACCUCAGUUCUUCAAACCUCAGGCUGAAGUUGAAAUAGAUAAAAACGCAUCACAAACUCUGAAAAACAGUUGGCUUGCAGACACCCACUGCAGAAAGUCAAUACUGAUUCACAGUAGGCAUUUUCAUAGCACAGAUAAUAAUCAAUGGGUAAGCAAACUAGAUGGAUUUCUAGAACAUAGUAUAGCUACUUCCAAAACUUAUGGAUGUAAUGAUCUGAUAGAGUUGGCAGUGGGCUUGAGUCACGGAGAUCACAGCAGCAUAAAAUUGGAAGAGAAAGCAGUACGGCUGCAAUACCAGAAUGCAUGUAUGCAACAAGGCAAUUGUACAAUGCCAUUUAUGUUUGACAUUUCAAGAAUCUUCACUUGCUGUCUGCCAGGUUUACUUGAAACUUUUUCUUGUGUUUGUCCAGGAUAUAUCACUGUUGUAGCAGUAUCUAGUACUACUCUGAUCAAGGAAUUGCAGAAUCAGCCUGUCCGGGUAGUUCUCAUUGAGGGUGACCUCACAGAGAAUUAUCGCCACCUGGGAUUUAAUAAGUCUGCAAAUAUUAAAACAGUAUUAGAUAGCAUGAAGCUCCAAGUAGACAGCUUAGAAGAACUGUGGACAAAUUAUGUAUUACAGGUAUUAACCCAGUUCAAUGUGAACCUCAUCCUGGUACAAGGAAAUGUAUCUGAACAAUUAAUUGAAAAAUGCAUACACAAUAAGUUGUUGAUAAUUGGGUCAGUGAAUGGCAGUGUGAUGCAGGCUUUUGCAGAGGCUGCAGGAGCAGUACAGGUGACCUUCAUUACACAAGUGAAUGAAGAUUGUGUGGGCAAUGGGGUCUAUGUGACCUUCUGGAGAAGCAGUCCCUUGGAUAUUGUAGGUAGGAACAAUGGAAUGGCAAUCUUGCUAAAAACAGAAGGAAUUAAUUUGGUUACAGCAAUGCUCAGUAGCCCAGUAACUGCACAGAUGCAAACCAAAGAAGAUAGGUCCUGGACUUGUGCUUAUCGUUUGUAUGAUGCUCUAAAAGAGGAAAAGGCCUUUCUUGGAGGCGGUGCAGUGGAAUUUUUGUAUCUUCAAAUUCUUGCAGAGCAAUCUCUGAGAAAAGAAAGCCAUGCCUGUUCAGAAUGGCUUCAUAAUACUUCCUCUUGGUUGAGCUCAUCACUGGCAAUAUACAGACCAACAGUGCUUAAAUGUCUGGCAAAUGGAUGGCACAAAUACCUUUCAAUGCUCAUUUAUAAUACUGCCAGUUACUCAUCAGAAUUUGAAGCAAGCACAUUCAUUCAACAUCAUCUACAAAAUGCCUCAGAUUCUGGCUCUCCUUGAUCUUACAUCUUGAAUGAAUACAGUAAAUUAAAUAAUGGAAUUUUUAAAUCAGGCGUUUCAACUAAACAGGAGCAGAUUCCAAGAGUUUAUGACAUUGUUACACCAAAGACAGAGGCGUGGCGCCGAGCAUUGGAUUUAGUACUGUUAGUACUUCAGACAGACAGUGAAGUUAUUACUGGGCUUGGACACACACAGGUAAACUCACAGGAAGUAGAGGGGUUUUUUAUUUUUCACCACUGCCGCUGGCUCCGCUGCCACCGCUUCCACCGCUCCCGCUGCUGCUGCCGCUACCGCUGGUGCCGUUUCUCCCACUGCUGCCGCUGGCGCUGCAACCGCCAGUGCCGCUUACGCCGCUGCCGCUGCUGCCAGCUCCUCCACUGGAUUCUGGGACAGCUGCAUCUGGCAUGGCCCUCAGGCUCCAUCACAGCCCCCUGGAGCCGCGGGCAGUCACCACUUGGCUUCCUAGCCUGGCUCCCGCAGCCCUGA
Cynocephalus volans (Philippine flying lemur) is the source of this 2376-nucleotide messenger RNA. RefSeq names its product Bardet-Biedl syndrome 12 protein-like. Lineage: Eukaryota; Metazoa; Chordata; Mammalia; Dermoptera; Cynocephalidae. Gene Ontology annotation, molecular function: ATP binding. The record is from RefSeq and is a predicted model, not a curated record. The transcript has 2 exons. Gene Ontology annotation, biological process: chaperone-mediated protein complex assembly; photoreceptor cell maintenance.